GAGAGGUUGAUUUCGUUAGUGAGUUAGAGAGAGGGCGAGGUUGAUUUCUUCAGUGAGUUAGAGAGAGAGAGAGAGGUUGAUAUCUUCAGCGAGUUACAGAGAGAAGUUAAUUACUUGGUUUCUUAGAGCUCGAGUGUAAUUGGUUGUUCCUCGGUAUUUGAGCGGGAGAGCAGUUGAUUACUUCUUUGAGAGAGAGAACGCUUGAUAAUUCACUGUUAGAGUGAGAAAUUUUGAUUCCCUCAGUGUGUUGGAGAGAGAAAACUUUUGGUUGAGUCAGCGUUAAAGAGAGAACAACUAAUCAUUUCACUGUUUUGAAGUGAAGGAGAGGGGAUUUGGUUAUUUCACUGUUUUAGAGAGAGUAUUUUGGGAAGAGAGGAUGCUGCGUCUUGCUGGAAAAAGAGCAGUCGCGGCAGCCGCUUCAAGCUGCUCAAGUCUUCGUUCUCACACUUCUCUCUGCAACUCCUUUUCGCCAAUCACUAAUAGACCCCAUUGCACUAAUGCUCCUCCGAAUACAAACCCGGUUGCUGUUCAGAUGAUUAACUAUGCAUUUUCUCAUGCGAGGUCUCAGAAAUCCGAUGGGUCUUAUGCAGAAGCUCUCUUGGUGCUCGAGCAAGGUAUCUCAAAUUUUCAGGGAGUAGACAAGUCAAGUGAAGAUGCAAUAGGAAUGGUCCUACUUGCAAUGGCUACGCUUUUAGCAGAAAGAGGGGAUUAUGUUGAUGCCAUAGAUAAACUUCAGCUAGUUCAAGAGCUGAAUGUUGCUUCCAUUAGUUUAAGAGUUGCUGCCAUGGAAGCUCUGGUUGGACUUCAUUUACAGAUGGAGAAGGAUAUUGCUGCAUCAGAAAUCGCAGACAAUUGCUUGCAGUUUUUCAAGGACAAUCAUGAAGAUGAUGAUGCCACAUGCAGAAAAUUACACCUGCGAGCUAAAGCCAUGAAAGGACUUGUUGAUCUUGUUAAUGGGAAUCUUGAAUCAGCAAAGUCAAGCUAUGAAGGCUGCCACUACUCUGUGGAUGAUGGAAGUUGCUUUGGACAGGUCGCUCUGUCAUAUGGAGAAUUUUUACAUUCAAGUGGGGAUUUUUCAUUAGCCAAGGACCUCUACCAAAAGGCAAUUAAGGUUUCUCAAGAAAAAAAUGCCCCAGAUUCAUCAUCUGUAGCAGCGGCAGGGAUGGUCUCAGAGGAAGUCAUUUUAGGAGCCACUUGUGCUCUUGGCCAGCUCCAUACUCACUCAGGAAAUUUCCAAGAAGCAGAGGAGGUACUGACUCAAGCCUUGAAGAAAGCAGAGGAACACUUUGGCUUGAACCAUCCUAAGGUUGGGGCAGUCUUAACUUGCAUGGCCCUCUUGUAUGGGCAUAAUGCAAGGCUCCAUGGUGCAAGUUCUCUUCUGAUUCAAGAGGGACUUUAUAGAAGGGCCUUAGAUUUGCUUAAAGCUCCUACUUUGGAUACAGAUGUAGGUGCAGAUAUCCAGACAAACAGAAGUGAUGUAAUGGUGCUCACAAGAGGUGGUUAUGCUCAAGCUUUACAAGUUCAGCAGAACAGGAAGGAUGAAGGAGAGAGAAUGAAGAAGUGGGCAGAGAACACUUGGAGAAAUCGCCGGUUAUCCUUGUAUCAAGCGCUCGAGAUUACUGAACCUUCAAAGGUUCCAGUUAUAGACACACGAAUUGAACGAGUUUUGUAAGUGAAACGUCGAAGCUCUAGGGAAUUUGGUCAUGAAGGUGUAUGGAAUCCAUUUAGGUCUAAUAGAAUUGAGGUUUUCCCGGGAAAGAACCACAUUAGCAAAAUGUCAUUUGUUUUAAUCUAUAAAAUAGAUUGCUUUUUUAAAUGACUUAUGUUUUGUUUUUUUCUUUUUUUAAUGAGUUCUGUUUCGUUUUUUCCUUUAUGGACGCAUCGCAUCUCUCUUUUCUUUUUAUUCUUUGCAUAUGUUAGUGCUUCAUGCCAAUCGAAUUGCAAGAAAUUUAUCUACUGCAUUUUUUACGAAAACUAUGUUCCUAAAACUUCAAUAAAAUCUAGGUGUCGUUUGAUAACUUUCACUCCUAAAUAUGUUCCCAAAAUUUCAAUAAAAUCUAGAUGGCGAUUGGCAAAUUUCACUCGGCUUUUUACUUUACUAGAUCCUGGAUGCAAGUGAAAAUUUGCAAUGUCUUUGGGAAUCUCCACUGCUGUUCACUUUUCUAGAUUUUGGGACGCAGUUGAAAAUUGGUAGCGUGUGAGAUAGAAAGCUCACUUUUCUAAAUUCUGGGAUGCAGGUGAAAUUGGUAGCGUGGGAGAUAAAAAACAUGUCUGAUAAAUUGUGGUGCUGGUAAUUUCACUUGUUUUUCACUUGUUUCACCUGUUUAGCAAUAGAAAAGCUGUAAACCGCUUGUAGCUGUUUAUGUAGUUAUUGAUAAGAUGUGCGAAAUGCAAUUUUUUAAUAACAUUUUGUAAUUAAAUAAGGUUUUCAUC
Messenger RNA from Amborella trichopoda, 2433 nucleotides. RefSeq names its product Tetratricopeptide repeat (TPR)-like superfamily protein (gene NDP1). NCBI's taxonomy places the organism in Eukaryota, Viridiplantae, Streptophyta, Magnoliopsida, Amborellales, Amborellaceae. The record is from RefSeq and is a predicted model, not a curated record. Gene Ontology annotation, molecular function: protein binding. Gene Ontology annotation, cellular component: mitochondrion.